Molecule: messenger RNA, 1393 nt
Organism: Megalobrama amblycephala (Wuchang bream)
Lineage: Eukaryota; Metazoa; Chordata; Actinopteri; Cypriniformes; Xenocyprididae
Gene: ssu72
Product: SSU72 homolog, RNA polymerase II CTD phosphatase
Exons: 5
Coding region: 128-712 (194 amino acids)
Biological process (GO): termination of RNA polymerase II transcription
Cellular component (GO): mRNA cleavage and polyadenylation specificity factor complex; nucleus
Molecular function (GO): RNA polymerase II CTD heptapeptide repeat phosphatase activity
Source: RefSeq, a predicted model, not a curated record
UGACAGCUGCGCAGCUCAUCCGCCAUUUUCUCCCCCUCAGCGGAUCUGUGAGGAGCUGUCGAACCGAGCUCUCGUGCCGAACCGUUCCCCUCAAACUCGCUCCACUCUCCCCGGGCUUUAGCUAGCGAUGCCGGCCCAUCCGCUGCGUGUCGCGGUCGUGUGCUCCAGCAACCAGAACCGCAGCAUGGAAGCGCACAACAUCCUGAGCAAGCGAGGGUUUGAUGUGCGUUCCUUCGGCACGGGAACCCAUGUGAAACUCCCGGGACCCGCUCCGGACAAACCCAACAUUUACGACUUCAAAACCACUUAUGAGCAGAUGUACAACGACUUGGUCCGUAAAGACAAGGAACUAUACACACAGAAUGGCAUCUUACACAUGUUAGACCGCAACAAGCGCAUUAAGACGCGGCCCGAGCGCUUCCAGAGCUGCAAAGACCAGUUUGACCUGGUCAUCACCUGCGAGGAGCGCGUGUACGACCAGGUGCUGGAGGACCUGAACUCGCGCGAGCAGGAGACCUUUCAGCCGGUGCACGUCAUCAACGUGGACAUUCAGGACAACCACGAGGAGGCCACGCUGGGAGCCUUCCUCAUCUGUGAACUGUGCCAGUGUAUUCAGCACACUGACGACAUGGAGAACGAGAUCGAUGAACUUCUGCAGGAGUUUGAGGACAAAAGCCACAGACCGUUCCUUCACACCGUCUGCUUCUACUGACCCGCGCUGAACGCCGCCGUCAGGCUGGUUGCCAUGGCAGCGCCCUCAUUUACAUGCAGAAACUCUCACGUGACGUGACGCGCACAGAGCUCGGUCAGGACUGUAACUCUGGCGCCGGCGGUCACGUGACUCUCUCUCUCAUUCUGUUUACUGUCAACACAAACCUCAGCAGCGCGACCGCCCUGCAGCUCCGCGCAGACUCGACUCGCGGUCGUGAUGUUUUGACGUGUUCACGGACACCGAAUGCUGAACUGAACGGAGAGAAGGUUCUAGACACGAGCGUUCGGUUCUUGACCUGCAGCGCUGCCAACAAACCCAUUAGUGACAAAACCCUCAGAGUUAAUCAUAAUAAUAAGGGUUUUCUUGCAUUUAAAGGGUGUGUUGCAGCCCGACCGUAUCUGAUCACGUUUAAAAAGAUGUUUUAUUUAGAGGAUGUAAUGUUUAAUAACUCAGAUGGGCAGAUGGGAUGAUAUCUUUUGAGUUUCUCAUGAAUUUCUUUCACCGUUAUUUAAACAUGGGAUUUGAUACCCAUUGAUCUUUUUUUUUUUUUUUCCUUUAAUUUUGCAAAUGAAAGGAUGAUUCUGUAAUUGUACCUGAAGCAGCCCAGAGUGCCUGAAAUUAUUCUUGUAAAUAUUGCGCUAUAUAUGAAUGAAUGAAUGAAUAAAGCGUCGAUGAAUCUCA